AUGCUCAAUUCAAAAGGAAGUAACAGUGGGUUAGCUAGUGAGCAUAUUGUUGACUCUAACAGGAGAGGCAGUUCGUUUGGGGCUGAUGAAUUAUUCAUGGACAGAAAACUAUAUUUCAGACAAGCGACUACAGAGGAGCAAGUUGCUACAGUAAAGCUGCAGAAACAAUGGAAAGGAUAUUGGGUCAGGAAAAUAAGGGCUGCUAGAACUCCUGGUUCAGAUGAAAAUCAAAAGGUAUUACAGAACCUACAGAAAUGUUGGGCCAUCAUAGAACAAAACUUGGAUCCAAGCAACCCUGACCAUCCAGGACUAUUCCUAUUUAGGCAAAUGUUUAAAUUGGAUCCAGACCUGAUGGUAAAGUAUCCAUUUUACAAGGACGAGUGGAACAAGAUAUCAUACAACGAUUACAAGGGACAGUACCCUGACCAACCUCCAAACAACUGGUUUGUUGUCUUUAGAGAGGUUUUCCAUGUGAUGGAGGAGAUGUUAGCGGUGCCCAAGUUAUAUGUGCCAAUUAGCACAUGCAUGCUGCGAGUGAUAAACAAUGAUACAGGAGAGGAAAUACCCAGGGUCUUUCAGAAAGUUGCACCUUAUGUGUACAAGAAAAACAGAAAAGGUUACACAUUUGUUGCUGAAGCACGAACAACAGAUCAGCCCUUACAGACUGGUACCUGGCGUAUGAGAAUGAUUGGUUCCCUGUCACCACUUCCUGCACCACUACGAGGGGAAGUAAACAGCAGCUUUGCUGUGAAGGAAAUCAAGGAUUACUAUCUGCCAAACAGCAAAAAUGUCAUCUUUAGGUAUGCAGUUAAGGUGACUGAGGACCACCUGACCAGUAUACAGAUGAACACGUCAAAGUCUGAUGUGCACAUUAAACUUGUCGUGCUGAAUAAUGAGGAAGAAGUGGCCAGCACCCUCGGAAAAGGUCACGCUGUGAUCCCUGCCUUCACAUUUCUCAAGGACAUUAACCCGGAUGAGGAACCUAAGAGGUCAACUUCCAGGACAUUACAUGGUUCCGAUCAUUCAAACAAGGGUGAAAGUAAAACCAAAAAGGGAGGGAAGAGAGGAGGUUCAGGCAAGAGCAAUGAUGGGAGAGGAUCGACUCCUACGCCCACUGCGCGUAGUCCGAGGACACCACCCGCCAGUGGUAGAAGCCCAAGGAGAAGCAGUCAGGUUGAUCACCAUUCAGAUGGCGGACUAAGUGAUGGGGACCUGGAAGAGAGAGACCUCAGGCCUCACAAGUAUAUUAUAGAAGCUCAGGUCUUGAAGGAUAGUUGGCCAUUGUCUGAAGCCAGUUGGGCAUUUGUACAGAUGCUGAAAGAAAUGGAGAAAAAUGAACUCAAAGUGGCAUUCAAAGAGAAAACUGCCGAGGAGCCAGCAAAGACUGAGAAAGCUCCCGCUGCUGCUGAUAAAGGUGCCAAGGGAGGUAAGGGUGGAAAAGGCGGUAAAGACAAGGGCAAGGACAAGGAUGGCAAGGGGUCACGACCUCCAUCACAGCAGUUUGACCUUGGAAAACCUCAUUGGUCUCUCAGAGUUGUCAGCGAUGCUAAUGCUGUGGAGGAAAUUGAGAUUAAGAAAGAUACAGAGAGAGCUGAUGAGAUUCGAGCCCUGAAGAAAGCUUGGGAAGAUGCUGAACCUGGUAGAGCUGCUAAGGCGAUGCAGUCACGGUUGAAGUACCUGUCUACACACACGAUCAAGUUGAAGGAUGAUGAAGAAGAGACAGAGAAGGUUGAGGGUGAGGGAGCUGACCAGCCUGGAUAUGUACCUCCUCAGACCCCAGGGUCCCUUCUUGGUGAUGAUGAUGGAAAUCUUACACUUGAGCCACCUCCACCUCCUACACCUAAAGAAAUGUUGCAACCAGUAGAUAUAACUCCAUUCCUAAGACAUACGACAGACACGCCACGGUACCUGGAUGAGGAGGAAAUGCAGCGUAGGUUCCAGGAGCAGCAGAAACAGAUUGCAGAGUACAAGGCAUUCCGACAACAGGUGGAGGAUUGGAGAAAGAAAGAUAAAGAAUUACGCAAUAUGACCAAGGAAAAACAAUUACAGGAAUGUGAAGAAUUACAGGCCAUGCUUGAUGCAGCUAGGGAAUCUGUAAACAAACCUAGAGAAGCAUUUAGACAGACGUAUCUGGAAGCUGAACGUAAGAAACUUGAAGAACUUGAAGCAAAAGAGGCAGCGCAGAAGGCGGAUGCAGAGGCGAAAUCCCCAAAGGGCAAGAAAGGCAGUGCUAAGGGCAAAAAGAGUCCCUCAGCUAAAAAGAAGAAAUAACCAAUAAACUUUUAGUUUACUUUUUUGAUUAAAUUUGAUUCUAAUCUGUGAUAAAUUAUUAAAGUAAUAAAUGGAUUAUUUUAAAGCGAGUUGUGUAAAUAAUAAAUAUAUAUUUAUUGUUGAAAUUAUUUUUUAUUGUGUUGUUAGUGUUUAUCGAAAUAUUCAUGUUAAUUGUGUUUUGGAAUAAUCAGUACUAUAUGCGAAUGUAGGCAUGUUGUUUUAGGAAAUUUCUGCAAGAGGAUAUAAAGAUAAGUGUAUAUUUAUACUGUGAUGCUGAAGUCUGUGAUAACAAAAUAUAUAUGUGUGACAUGAUGGGACAUAAAAAAAAAAUUCACUGUUUAUUUGCUUAUGAUAUACUGAACACACAAUUAUAUAUAAUGUCAGAAAAAUUACAAAGAGGUGACAUUGUGAUUUCAUUGUUAAUAUGUAUGUGUAUUACCUAUACUAUUUUAAUUAGAUGGGCAUCUGACUGCCCAAUGUCAUGUGUCUUAGCUGCCUUGAAGAUAUUUCUGAAUUAGAGGUAAAGGUCUCAAAAUCUAUGCCUCUGAUAGGUUGUUUGAAAUUGACCCAUGAUAGUGUGACAUUCAGAAAUUGAUCCUAGAAUUUGCACUUGAAUGCGUUAUUGAUUUAAUGUUGUUUUUGAGAAAUCAAACUCCGUCCUAAUAUUGCUUCAUGAACAAACCUGAACUGCUUCCGUCCUGGAUAGAAAAUGACAGUUGCUUUUCCUCUUUGUUCUCUUCUGUUUGAGGAAAGAAUGAAAUAAAUAUUAUUUUCAUUUGGAGACAAAAGACAACUAAAAAGAUUGUCAGUUUCUUUCCUAUCACCUCAAGUGGCCCUAGAAAUGGUCCGUCCCAAACUGUAACAUAUCAUUGGUGUUGUGCUGCAGCUCGAAUCUUUUUGAAUCUUUUCUGUGUUGUUGCGAUAUUGUGGAUUUAAAUAAUAUACCUAUAAGAGUUGGCCUUUAUAUUAGAAUACACUUUAAGUCCUUGGAUAUUGAUUCAGUCAUACUGUUCUAGAUGAAUGUAGGGAGCACAGUUGCAUAUUUAGACAGUGCAGCUAUUCUCUCUUUGUGCAUUUACAAGAAGACAGUUAAAAUAAGACAAUACGUUGCAAACACCUGUUCAUUCUGUUUUCAUUAGAUUGCAGAUUUUGAUGUUGAUUUCUUAUGCUAUAAUAAAUGUAUAUUGAAAUGCAAAAUAAAAAACAGAGAAAUAUC
Messenger RNA from Mercenaria mercenaria, 3487 nucleotides. RefSeq names its product androglobin-like. The record is from RefSeq and is a predicted model, not a curated record. The transcript has 18 exons. Lineage: Eukaryota; Metazoa; Mollusca; Bivalvia; Venerida; Veneridae. The coding region runs from base 1 to 2271 and encodes 756 amino acids. Gene Ontology annotation, molecular function: protein binding.